AUGGCACCCUCAAAUCCCCUCGCUAACUGGGACAAGCUCGGGGACAGCUUCUACCGUCGCGUAUCCGUGUAUGACGCCAUCUUCGACGAAGAUGUCGAAUUAGAGAACUACAUCGUCGCCGGCGCCCCUUACGGUGGAGCUAUCGCGCUCUAUCGUGAUGAGAGCAAGCUGGUCAGAUUUCGGGACACCCAGGCAUCCCGCUCCAGCAUUGAUAUCUACUCCUGCUCUGGGAAGCCCAUCAAUCGCAUUCAUGUGCGUAGACUCCUCCCCUUUCAGAUGCACAGGCUGACUAGUGCUAAGUGGGAGCAAUCUUCUAUUCGGGGCAUCGGCUGGUCCGAUAAGGAGGAGUUGUUGGUGGUCACCGAGGACGGCACGGUGCGCCGGUAUUUUGGCUUGGAUGGCGAAUUUACCUCGUUCUCUCUAGGAAAUGGUGCAGAAGAAUACGGCGUGAGAGCAUGCCAGUUCUGGGCAUCCGGUCUUGUGGCAUUACUGUCCAAUAACCAGUUGAUCGCCGUCUCGAAGUACGACGAGCCGCGCCCGAAGCUACUAGCGCCGUGCCCAGAAGGCGAGGUUUCUUCGUGGUCUCUCAUCCCGCCAGCAUAUACGCUGUCACGGUCCGUGGAAGUCUUGCUAGCUGUGGACAAAACCGUCUAUCUGGUCGACUCGACAGAAGCCGAAGACAAAAUCCUGCAGGAUGGGCCGUUCAAACAUGUUAGCGUAUCUCCGUCAGGCCGUUUUGUCGCGCUGUUGACUGGCGAGGCCAAACUGUGGGUGGUCAGCAAUGACUUCCAGAAUAAGUUUAGCGAAUACGACUCGAAAUCCCGGGUCCCUCCGAGCAGCGUCAACUGGUGUGGCGAUGAUGCUGUCAUUCUUGCUUGGGAGGAUGAGAUUCAUCUCGUGGGGCCGAAUGGAAGCGCUUCAAAGUACUACUAUGAUGGCCGCGUCCAUGUAAUCCCUGAAUUUGAUGGAGUCCGGCUCCUCACCAAUGACACAUGCGAAUUCCUACACAAAGUCACUGGUGUCACCGAAGAGAUCUUCCGGCUGGGCUCGUCGUCUCCUGCCUCGGUCCUUCUCGACUCGGUAGAGCAACUAGAGAAGAAAUCACCCAAGGCCGAUGAAAAUAUCCAACGAAUUCGUUCCAGCCUACCCUCAGCAGUGGACACCUGCAUCAAAGCAGCGGGCUAUGAAUUUAACGGCUACUGGCAGAAGCGGCUGCUGAAAGCGGCGUCGUUUGGCAAGUCUGUGCUCGAGCUGUAUAACAGUGACGAUUUUGUCGAGAUGACCGAAAAGCUUCGCGUUCUAACAGCCGCACGAGAUUACAAGGUUGGAUUGCCCAUUUCUUACGAGCAAUACCUGCGACUCACCCCAGAGGGACUCAUUGAGCGGUUGAUCAAUCGUCAUGAGUAUUUACUUGCCAUUCGGGUCUCGGAAUACCUCCAAAUCCCCGCCGACCGAAUCUAUGUUCAUUGGGCGAGCCAGAAAGUCAAGGUUUCCGCUGUGGAUGAUGAAGCCGUAUGCAAACUUAUCGUUCAAAGACUGGACGGAAAGCCGGGGAUCUCCUUUGAGGUCAUUGCACAGGCUGCGUAUGACGAGGGACGGUCUCACUUGGCCACUCAGCUGCUGAACCAUGAACCACGGGCGGGCAAACAGGUGCCUCUGCUACUGAACAUGGAAGAGGACGAUCUGGCACUUGACAAAGCUAUCGAAAGCGGCGAUGAUGACCUGGUCAACUACGUACUGUUACACCUGAAAAGCAAGCUCCCGCUCGCGAGCUUCUUCCGCAUGAUCAACACGCGUCCCAUGGCCUCUGCUUUGGUGGAGACCGCUGCUCGAGACGGAGACAUGGAACUGCUCAAGGAUCUGUUCUAUCAGGAUGACCGACCAAUCGAGGGCUCCAAUGUUCUGCUAUCAGAAGCUUUGCAGGAAACGGACUUGCAACGCAGAACGGAGAAACUCCAUCUCGCAGCUCGACUGUUGUCGGACUCGAAGGAUGCAACGGUGGUGCUGCACCAGAAAUUAAUCUCCGAAGCCUCUCAGCUUCUCAAGUCUCAAGAGAGUUUGGACAAGGACCUGGCAGAUCGGCCCGAGUACCUCGGUCUUAGCCUCAAUGAGACGAUCUACAGACUUAUUCGUGCUGGCUACGGGAAACGAGCCCACAAAGUGCAGGGCGAAUUCAAAAUACCAGAGAAGACGUACUGGUGGUUGAGAUUAAGAGCCCUAGUGGCCAAACGUGACUGGGGCGAGCUGGAGGAUCUCGCCAAGGCCAAAAAGUCCCCGAUCGGGUGGGAGCCCUUCUACAACGAGAUCCUAGGCGCCGGCAACACCAAGCUCGCAUCGAUGUUCGUCCCGAAAUGCACAAACCUGCCCGUCGCCGACCGAAUUGAGAUGUGGGUGAAGUGUGGAAUGAUCGUCAAGGCGGCAGAAGAAGCGCACAAGGCCAAAGAUGUGAAUACGCUGGAGACGCUGCAGACGAGGGCAUCUGGAUCUGCUGUGUCCGAGAUCGAGCGCAUGAUCAACCAACUGAGGCCGAGGAAGUAA
Molecule: messenger RNA, 2538 nt
Organism: Penicillium riverlandense
Lineage: Eukaryota; Fungi; Ascomycota; Eurotiomycetes; Eurotiales; Aspergillaceae
Gene: vp16
Product: tethering complex subunit VPS16
Exons: 6
Coding region: 1-2538 (845 amino acids)
Biological process (GO): endosomal transport; intracellular protein transport; vacuole fusion, non-autophagic
Cellular component (GO): endosome; cytoplasm; HOPS complex
Molecular function (GO): actin binding
Source: RefSeq, a predicted model, not a curated record